Zonotrichia leucophrys gambelii is the source of this 1701-nucleotide messenger RNA. It is a transcript of the gene MKRN2, whose product is annotated as makorin ring finger protein 2. The record is from RefSeq and is a predicted model, not a curated record. Bases 151 to 1392 code for a protein of 413 amino acids. The transcript has 8 exons. Gene Ontology annotation, biological process: protein polyubiquitination. NCBI's taxonomy places the organism in Eukaryota, Metazoa, Chordata, Aves, Passeriformes, Passerellidae. Gene Ontology annotation, molecular function: metal ion binding; ubiquitin protein ligase activity.
AGCACCGCCAUGGCUCGGCGCGCCGGCCUAAACCGUCCGGCCGGAAACGCGGCCGCGGGGCGGGGCGGGGCCGCGACCACGCCCCCCCGUGCCGCGGAACCUCCGUGCGCGGCGUGAGGAGCCGGGCGGGCUGGACAGUGCGGCGGCACGAUGAGCACGAAGCAGGUGACGUGCAGGUAUUUCUUGCAGGGCGUGUGUCGGGAGGGCAGCAAGUGCCUGUUCUCCCAUGACCUGGCCACCAGCAAAUCCUCCACCAUCUGCAAGUACUACCAGAAAGGGCAGUGUGCCUACGGCUCCCGCUGCAGGUAUGACCACGUGAAGCUGCCCCCGGGCGGAGCCGCGGCCCCGGCGCCCCCCGCGGCCCCGGGCAGCCCCCGGGCGCCCCCCGAGCCCGGCGCCGGCGCCCCCCGCAGCCGGAGGGAGAAGAGGACGCUGGUGCUGCGGGACAGGAAGCUGUGCGGCUCCAGCGAGGAGCAGGCGCCGCCCUCGGUGGCCGGGGCGCUGCCGUGCUGCCCCGAGCCCGGCGACGGCGAGGAGGAGGAGGCGCCCAAGCCGCACUCGUACCUGGAGGCCAUCUGCAGCGGCCUGGAGGAGGCGGCGCCCGGCGGCUGCCCCAGCGCCCCCGCGGAGCAGCUGUGUCCCUACGCCGCCGCCGGCGCCUGCCACUUCGGGGAGCGCUGCCUCUACCUGCACGGGCAGCUGUGCGAGAUCUGCGGCCUGCAGGUGCUGCACCCCUUCGACCCGGAGCAGAGGAAAGCCCACGAGAUGAUGUGCAUGGCAACCUUUGAGCACGACAUGGAGAGGGCCUUUGCCAUCCAGGCCAGCCAGGACAAGGUGUGCAGCAUCUGCAUGGAGGUGGUGUACGAGAAGGCCUCGGCCUCAGAGAGGAGGUUUGGGAUCCUGUCCAACUGCACCCACACCUACUGCCUGUCCUGCAUCCGCCAGUGGAGGUGUGCCAAGCAGUUUGAGAACCCCAUCAUCAAGUCCUGCCCCGAGUGCCGCGUCAUCUCCGAGUUUGUCAUCCCCAGCGUGUACUGGGUGGAAGAGCAGGAGAAGAAGAAUGAGCUGAUUGAAGCAUUCAAGCAGGGAGUGGGGAAAAAGCCCUGCAAGUACUUUGAGCAAGGCAAGGGGACGUGUCCCUUUGGGGGGAAGUGUCUGUACCUGCACGCCUACCCCGACGGCACCCGCGCCGAGCCCGAGAAACCCAGGAAGCAGCUGAGCUCCGAGGGCACUGUCAGGUUCUUCAACUCCGUGCGCCUGUGGGAUUUCAUCGAGGACAGGGAGAGCCGGAGCGCGCCCGGCGCCGACGCCGAGGUGACGGAGCUGGGGGAGCUCUUCAUGCACCUCUCUGGGGCUGAGCAGGAGCCCAGCGAGCCCCCAGAGCCCCUCUGAGCCCCCUCAGCUGCCUGCCUGCCUGCCAGGCUUCUCUCUCUCCAGCACAGGUAGAGCAAAACGUGCCCUGCUGCUCACUUGUGCAGUCCUGCUAAAGUUUUCAGAUCGUUUUUAUAUGGCAACAACAAAAAAAGACUAAAAUAUAUUUAAAAGAAAAACCAAAAAAAUUGGCUGCAUGGAAAAAAAUCCCUUAAUCCCAGGAGGGUUUUGUCCCUCUCUGGCCUAACAUAUGCUGUCUUGUGAGCUGAGUGGUAGUGUAAAUACAGGUCCAGUGAAAGCUUCAGCUGGUAAAAACUGUUGCUAAUUAGA